AGCGGUGCGGUAAUCCGAAACGCACUACACAGAGUGGGACGUUUGAGUUGUUUAGCAACGGAAAACCCCUGUGGCAAAACCUGUUCGUACGCGACGAUCGCGUCGUCAUUACGGGGAGUGUGUUUGUGUGUGGUAGUUCGUAGUGCGACCGUGUACAACACCCCUCAGUAAUACCUAGGCCAAGGGUUGCAUACGGAAAGCAGCCAAGCCAAAAUCGACGUACCCAUUUCCGGUGCAAAAUUCACGAUGGAUUUACUGCCUUCAAAAUUUGCGCACCGGACAGGCAACCUGAUCUGCUGCUUUUUGUUUUUCUGUGCUUCUUUCACCCAGGCACAACAAAUACAAAGUGUAGCUCAGAAUCCAAACUACUCCUCGUAUCCACAAUAUUACCCUCAAGUUCAAAAUAUACCCCGUUCAAAUGUACCAGAGUUGCGUACCAAGGAUACACUACAACAGCAACAACUACAACAGCAACCACUGCAACGCCAACAACUACAACAAAGGCAUGAUCCGCCUAUAUCAUUCCCAACGGAAUAUAAUGUUAACAGCUAUAAGGAAUUGGUUCAACCGCUGCCAUCGCCAUCCGGAGCGAUGCAGUUCGCGUGGCGCAUGCUGCAGACCAUGAUAUUACCCCAGCAAGUGAACGCUCUCAUGUGUCCGAUCCUGCCGCAGACACUGCUAGCGAGCCUGGACGAUGCCGCGGACGAUGGUGCCAAGACUGAACUACGCUCCUCAUUGCUCGCCUCCUCAAAAGAGCUGGGAAAACUGGUACGCAACCAGAUUAGUGACACCCAACAGUCGGGAGUGAACAAACUCGAUCAAGCCAUGGCCAUCUUUCUCGGAACCGGCACAAAAAUCAGCCAAACCAUCCAAGAGAACGCGCUGAAAGAUGGGGUAGAAUUCCUGCGCGUCAACUUCCAGAACCGGAAUGAUGCUGCUGCUACAGCCAACAACUGGGUUAGCCAAAAAUCUCGUGGCAACAUACGGGAAAUAGUUGCACCCAAUGCCCUGGAUGCCUCUACCCGACUGCUGUUGGCGAGCGUUAUAUAUUUCAAGGGCAAAUGGAAGCACCAGUUCACUAAAACGGAACCGGGGUUGUUCGAGACAGCGCCCAGUUAUGACAAAUCGAGCGCCCCAACCGGUCGCCAGGUGCCGAUGAUGUACAUGUUUAACAAGCUCCGGUACGGCGAUAUUGACUUCCAGGAUGGGAAUGGUAUGCGCUGGGUGGAGUUACCGUACGAAGGGUCCGCCGGACUGUCGAUGAUUCUGAUGCUGCCAAAGGUGCGCCACCAGCUGCAGCGAUCGGCCGACCAGCUGAAGGUUACGCAUAUGGCCGACAUUAUUUCGGGCUUGAAGCAGAUGCGUAGCGCCUACAAGAUGCAUCUGCACGUGCCAAAGUUCAAUCUGUACAGCUCACUGUCACUGGUGCAGGCACUAAAGAACCUGGGCCUGAAGUCAAUCUUUGACCGUCCGUCUGCGCUCAGCGGCCUUGCCGACGAACCGCUGGUGGUUCGUGAUGUUUCCCAGCGGACGUUCAUCGCUAUCGACGAGCAGGGAACCACAGCCACUUCGGCAGCUGCACUGUCGUUCGUAGCACUCAGUGCAGCGCCGCCACCUCCGAUCAUUAACUUUACCGUAAACGAACCCUUCCUUUUGAUGAUCGUCGACAAAACGAAUGAGUAUCCCUUGUUCGUGGGAAAGAUAGUAAACCCAGAAUCGAACUAAGUUCGGGAUGUUUUAUCCCAUUCCGUACGUAACACGAACGUACUUACCUCUUGUAAUGUUAAGUUUUUGCUAUAAAGUACACUAUGAUUGAAUCAAAUAAAAUGUUAUAGCAGAAAUAUCUGUCUUCCAUCUUGAAUUCUG
Anopheles moucheti is the source of this 1866-nucleotide messenger RNA. RefSeq lists its product as uncharacterized. Gene Ontology annotation, molecular function: serine-type endopeptidase inhibitor activity. The transcript has 4 exons. The record is from RefSeq and is a predicted model, not a curated record. NCBI's taxonomy places the organism in Eukaryota, Metazoa, Arthropoda, Insecta, Diptera, Culicidae. Bases 247 to 1725 code for a protein of 492 amino acids.